This is a messenger RNA of Exophiala bonariae, 1437 nucleotides long. RefSeq lists its product as uncharacterized. Gene Ontology annotation, biological process: protein N-linked glycosylation. The transcript is spliced from 3 exons. The record is from RefSeq and is a predicted model, not a curated record. Lineage: Eukaryota; Fungi; Ascomycota; Eurotiomycetes; Chaetothyriales; Herpotrichiellaceae. Gene Ontology annotation, molecular function: glycosyltransferase activity. Gene Ontology annotation, cellular component: Golgi membrane. Bases 1 to 1437 code for a protein of 478 amino acids.
AUGUCCCUCUCGAGGUCUCCAUCACCACUACCGAAUGGAGGAUGGACUUCCAAAGGCUUGACGGACCGAAGUUCUACACCCAACAGCCUAUACAGCAAUGGGAACGGUUUCAGCAACACUGAUGAUCAAUGGGCCGCCGCGAAAGCGAGGAGUGCCCAGAUCAGAGGCCGUCCGAGUAUCCAGACCAAAAAUGAAGGCUUCUUUCAAAGAUCCAAGAGGAAGAUUUCUACCUUGCCUGUUUUCAAUAGUCCAUAUACCCCGUUAUCGUCGAAUUGGAAAGACCCAGAGAAACUCGGUCGAAGCCGGUGGACACCGGGAGGGGAAGGUGGUCUUCCUAAGCUGAAGACAUUCCUGGGGAAUGUGUUACGGAAAUUCAGAUUUCUCUUCAUUAUCCUGGCUCUGGUCACGCUUACAACUCUGAUAAUGUCACAGACGAAUGUCCGUGGCAGAUACCGCAGCAAUUCCAGGUUGGGUGGUGGAAGCAAAUUUGUCAUCAUUCUUGGAGCCAAUGAAGGCGGUGGUGUCAUGGAAUGGAAAGGUCCACGGGAAUGGGCUAUCGAGAGAGACAGUAUCAAGAACAAGAAGAAAUAUGCGGAUCGUUGGGGCUACCACCUGGAGGUCAGCGACAUGAGUACCAAGAAACGCUAUGCUCAUGAAUGGAGAGAAAGCUGGGAGAAGGUCGACCUCGUACGCAAUGCUAUGGCGCGAUACCCUAGUGCGGAAUGGUUCUGGUGGCUCGACUUGAAUACCUUCAUAAUGGAGCCAUCGUAUUCACUGCAGUCGCAUAUCUUCGCCAAUCUCAAUGACAACGUCUACCGGGACAUCAAUGUGUACAACCCUCUUAAUAUCACGCAUCCCCCCGAGACCGGCUUUCUCGAUAUCGUGGCCCGAUCACCAACUGGUGACAAUCUCACCUCUUCCAUCGACAUCAUUAUUCCACAAGACUGUGAUGGAUUUAACCUGGGGUCUUUCUUUGUCCGAAGAUCCCAAUUCACCGAUCGUCUGCUUGAUAUGUGGUGGGAUCCGGUUCUCUAUGAGCAGAAGCAUAUGGACUGGGAGCAUAAGGAGCAGGAUGCGCUUGAGCACCUUUAUGCAUCCCAACCGUACAUGAGAAACCAUUUCGCAUUCAUUCCUCAACGAAAGAUCAAUUCUUUCCCUCCUGGAGCUUGUGGUGGUGAAGCAAACGCAGGAGAGAACCCGCUUCUCAAUCCCCGGUUCCAUUAUAAUGAGGAUGAGCGUGACUUUUUGGUCAAUAUGGCAGGUUGUCAAUGGGGUCGGGAUUGUUGGUCCGAGAUGUACUCGUACCGGGAGCUCAGUAACAAGCUCAAUCAACCAACAAGUGAAAAAAUCAAGAGUUCUAUACAGAGAAGUUGGUCUGGCUUCAAGAACUCUAUAUUUGCUUCAGAUGACAAAACACCCAAAAGACAACAAUCAUGA